AUGAAAGUGUUGGUAAUUUUGUGUGUGGUGUUUGCCAACCUGCUAACAGUGCGCACCGACCAGACCGAUUUCAACCACAUCAAUUCGGAUGGAUCCUUUGCAUUCGGGCUUAAGAAUUCCGACACACCCGGUGCGCACUACCAUACGGCCAGUGGCAACCCGAAGACCGUCGUUCGCGGGCGCUACGGAAGCCGUCAGCCGGACACGGGGCGUGUGGAGGAAACGGUCUACACUGCCGGACCGCGCGGUUUCCGUGCCCGUGGUCCCAAAAUCCACCGGAAGCAGAGCCUCUCGCAGGUGCCAAGAGGGCCGGUAGGUACACCGGACGACCCACUGGCCGAUCCGUACGACGAUCCGAGCUACGACUUCCAGUUCAAGACGCGUAACUAUCAGCGGCGCGAGGGUUCGGACAGCAAUGGGCGGGUGAACGGGCUGUACACGUACAUCGACGACGUGGGCGAGAAGCACUCGGUCCGGUAUUCGGCUGGCUCGGGCACCGGCUACGAGGUGGCCAAUCCCGUACCGGACGCACCGAACACGAUCGCCUACGAGAGUCCGCUCUACAAGACGCACAAGCAGGUUCGCGGGAAGGUGGCGUUCGAGAGUGGCCCGAGUGGGUCCGGGCAGUACAAAUUACUCUCCGUGGGACCCGACCAACGACGCUCGGAAACGACCGGACCGGACGGUGUAACCCGUGGUUCCUACUCCUAUCUGGACGAUAAGGGUGUGCAGCGUACGGUGCAGUAUAUUGCCGGGGCUGGCAUCGGCUACAAGGUGGUGCAGAGCACUGUAGGUGCCGGAACACACCGGUUGCCGCAGCCCAACUUUGGCGUGAACCACGUCGAGCAGAGUGAAAUCGGUGACAAUAACAAUCCGUCGUAUCAGACGGCCCCUUCCGGUCCGGCCAGUGAGCGUCCCGGAGCUUCCGGAACCUACGAUCAUGUGGCGCGUCCUUCGGCGGGCGGUUACGAUGGAGGACCAUCCGGUCGCCCAGGCACGGCUUCCUCAGGUUCGUACGACCCUCCGACAGGGCCGUCGGGUUCGGGAGCGGGCUAUCCGCCGGACGGUUCGAAACCUAGCGGACCAGCCGGUUACCCCGAGAGUGGUCGUCCCACGGGUCAAGGAUUCGAUGAGGAAGAUUUCGAUAGCAAGCGUCCUACGACAAGUUCGCCCACGGCGGGUCAGCGUCCCGGAUCGUCGUCGACCGACCGACCCAGUGCCGACUCGAGCGAAGUGUCCCGGGAGAAAUACCCACCAUCCGGCGCAUCGGACGAUUCCGACCAUGACGCAGGGGUGUACGGAGACGACAACAUCAUAGGCCUUGUGCCACCCAAGUACGAUUUUGAAGCUUCCGGUCCGGGCGGUUCUUCACCGGGAGGUGCAUCCGAGCACGAGCACGAUUCACCUCUGUCCGGACCGUUCGAUGUGGCCAUCACGAGCGGCCCAUCCGGACCCGCUCCGUACCCAUCGUUCGGUGAGUCUGCACCGGGCACGAGCGCCUACGACUCGAACAACGACUUCGCCUCCUUUCCCGAGGUGACGUACGACAAGAAGAAGCUCGAGGACGACCGCAAGAAGGACUGGCGUGAUUUCGCGAAGGACUCAACCAUCAUCAAGAACGUGGGCGACUGGUACGUGGGGCUGGCACCCGGUGCCUCGGUCCGGGCACACAUCCAGAACAUCGAUCUGCUACCGUACGGUGGACGGGCGCCCUCGCCAGGAGAUGCCCUGCGGCGGGACACGCAAGCGCAAGCAAAAUCGGGCCCCGGAGGCAAUCGGAAGCCUUAUGAUGGGCGGUAG
This is a messenger RNA of Anopheles coustani, 1800 nucleotides long. RefSeq lists its product as uncharacterized. The coding region runs from base 1 to 1800 and encodes 599 amino acids. Gene Ontology annotation, molecular function: structural constituent of chitin-based larval cuticle. Gene Ontology annotation, cellular component: chitin-based extracellular matrix. Lineage: Eukaryota; Metazoa; Arthropoda; Insecta; Diptera; Culicidae. The record is from RefSeq and is a predicted model, not a curated record. The transcript is spliced from 4 exons.